ACCCACAGCCCGGAGCUCAGAGCCCAGAGCCCGAGCCAGAUCCCGGCCGGGCCCGAGCGGAGCGGAGCGCGGCGGCGGCGGCGGCUGGGCCGGGAGAGGCUGGCGCGCCGGGCGGCUCCGCGAAUCCUCCGGCAUCCGCCCCGGCGGGCCGCCCCCGCCCGCGGCAGUCCCCCGAGCAGCGGCCCCGCACCGGCGCCUUCCCGGCGGGCAACUGUGAAUCAUGGAGCUUCGCGUGGGGAACAAGUACCGCCUGGGGCGGAAGAUCGGGAGCGGGUCCUUUGGAGAUAUCUACCUGGGUGCCAACAUUGCAUCCGGUGAAGAAGUUGCCAUCAAGCUCGAGUGCGUGAAAACGAAGCAUCCCCAGCUGCACAUCGAGAGCAAGUUCUACAAGAUGAUGCAGGGGGGAGUGGGGAUCCCGUCCAUCAAGUGGUGCGGUGCUGAGGGUGACUACAACGUCAUGGUCAUGGAGCUGCUGGGGCCCAGCCUCGAGGACCUCUUCAACUUCUGCUCCCGCAAGUUCAGCCUCAAGACGGUGCUGCUCCUGGCCGACCAGAUGAUCAGCCGCAUCGAGUACAUCCACUCUAAGAACUUCAUCCACCGGGACGUCAAGCCUGACAACUUCCUCAUGGGGCUGGGCAAGAAGGGCAACCUGGUCUACAUCAUUGACUUCGGCCUGGCCAAGAAGUACCGGGACGCCCGCACCCACCAGCACAUCCCCUACCGGGAAAACAAGAACCUAACUGGCACUGCCCGCUACGCCUCCAUCAACACCCACCUGGGCAUCGAGCAAAGCCGCCGAGAUGACCUGGAGAGCCUGGGCUACGUGCUCAUGUACUUCAACCUGGGCUCCCUGCCCUGGCAGGGCCUCAAAGCGGCCACCAAGCGCCAGAAGUACGAACGGAUCAGUGAGAAGAAGAUGUCAACGCCCAUCGAGGUCCUCUGCAAAGGCUACCCCUCUGAGUUCUCAACAUACCUCAACUUCUGCCGCUCCCUGCGGUUCGAUGACAAGCCCGACUACUCCUACCUGCGCCAGCUCUUCCGCAACCUCUUCCACCGGCAGGGCUUCUCCUAUGACUAUGUCUUCGACUGGAACAUGCUCAAAUUCGGUGCAGCCCGGAACCCCGAGGACAUGGACCGGGAGCGGCGAGAACACGAGCGCGAGGAGAGGAUGGGGCAGCUGCGGGGGUCCGCGACCCGGGCCCUGCCCCCAGGCCCCCCCACGGGGGCUACCACCAACCGGCUCCGCAGUGCAGCCGAGCCCGUGGCUUCCACCCCGACCUCCCGCAUCCAGCAGGCUGGCAAUACUUCUCCCAGAGCGAUCUCUCGGGUCGACCGGGAGAGGAAGGUGAGCAUGAGGCUCCACAGGGGCGCGCCCGCCAACGUCUCGUCCUCCGACCUCACCGGGCGGCAAGAGGUCUCCCGGAUCUCGGCCUCACAGACAAGCGUGCCAUUUGACCAUCUCGGGAAGUGAGGAGGGGCCGCCGGCAGACCAGUGUUUGUUUGCUUAGAAGAUGCAAUGCCCUUGCCACAGAGGAUUCUUGUCCCCUGCCUUCCCCAGCACCUGCAGCCAGGCGGUCAAACGCUGCCCGAAACCAGCUUCACCUCCCAGGUGCCGAGGCCUGCCCCCACCCCUGUCCCCGGCCACUGCUCAGAGGGGCCCACCUCAGCAUCGGAGAGGCGGCGGGUGCCUCACACCACGGGGCGUGCGUGCGCUGGUGUGGGGUUCGGACACAUGAAGGCAGCGGGCUUCUUCCACAGGCUUUUCUUGAGCUUCCGAACCAUUCGCAGGAGACGCGCCCAGCCCCAGCCCGUAAGGAGGCCGUGGCCAGCCUCCUGUGCUGGACCCUGUCCAGCAUCCCCCUAGCAUCUGGGGCCCGUGUGCCUCGUGCGUGUGUGUAGUGUCCAACCUGUGUUGGCCAGGACAGCAGGUGCCCAGCCCCACCUGCCAGGCCGCGUUUCUGUUCUCGUGCCCCUGACUAGGACAUGGGGUGGGCUGUGACCCCUGUGGCCCUCGAGAGGGGGACCUAGUAGGUCCUCGCCCCCAGCCGCAGACUGUCCUCAGCCUGUGGCAGCAGCAACCCCCGUUCCUGGUCUCAGGAUGUAGUCCUGUGAGGCCACUUCCAGAAAGCAUCUGGCUCUUGGGUUGUAAAUUAAUUCCCUGGUCCUGCCGGUUGCCUGGGUCCCCGUCCCCCACCCCACCCCCAGGAGGAGCCCAGGGCCAGGGCUGGGUGUUGGUUUUAUCCAUCCUUCUUCCUUAACCCCCAUUUUUGUUUUUAUUUUAUUUUUGUUUGUUUUCUCUGUGUGUGUAUUUCCUAAUUUAUUUACCUCUGUUUCCCCUUUCUUCUCUUUUCUUUCUUUCCUUUUUUUUUUUUUAAAUUAAAGAGCAAAGCUUUUUAUUACUUUGUAAUUUAAAAAAUCUGAAAAAAAAAAUACUGAAGAACUUUGGGGGGAAUUUUGUACUUUUUUCCUGUGUAAAUAUUGGACUUUUUUGAGCUUUAUUGUGGUUGUUAAUUUGAGGUAAUAAAGUAGAAAAGGAUAAAGUGA
Choloepus didactylus (southern two-toed sloth) is the source of this 2544-nucleotide messenger RNA. RefSeq names its product casein kinase I. Bases 221 to 1471 code for a protein of 416 amino acids. NCBI's taxonomy places the organism in Eukaryota, Metazoa, Chordata, Mammalia, Pilosa, Megalonychidae. Gene Ontology annotation, cellular component: cytoplasm; nucleus. The transcript has 11 exons. The record is from RefSeq and is a predicted model, not a curated record. Gene Ontology annotation, biological process: endocytosis; peptidyl-serine phosphorylation; signal transduction. Gene Ontology annotation, molecular function: ATP binding; protein serine/threonine kinase activity.